Messenger RNA from Acanthocheilonema viteae, 1143 nucleotides. The record is from the annotation of a GenBank genome assembly. NCBI's taxonomy places the organism in Eukaryota, Metazoa, Nematoda, Chromadorea, Rhabditida, Onchocercidae.
AUGGGCAGUGGCGUAAUACCAUUGUCUAUAUCCGAGUGUAACUUAUGCCACUGUUUAUUCCUACGAGGAACAGAUGGUGAUAUUGCACAUGGUACAGCACCAUUUGUACAACUGUAUCGCUUCAAUAACAACGCCUUCCAAAGUAUCGGAACAAUUGUAACAUCAUCGGAGGUUCAAGUGCAAGUGCCGUGUUCCAGUUUGUUAUUCCGCCGAUCAUUUGAAUUUUUAAUACGAAAGAAAAAAGGAAUUGAAAGGAUCGAAAAAAAUGCAGUGACACGGAGUCUAUCUUUUGAUACUACCUGUACGACAACCAGAAAGAAAUAUCUUAAACGAAUCUCAGAUCUGGAUAUUACACCGAUAAUCGUACAAGAAAUGGAUGACAGAACUCUGGUUAACUUAAAUGGUGAACGCAUAGAUUUUAAUUUGAGGAAAUCAUCGGAAGAAAACAGCAGUAGCUCCAAGUUAGUUAACAAGAAAGUAUUCUGUUGUGAAGCUACAUCUGCUGAGGUUGAGAAUUAUGUUGAUGCGGAUAAAUCACAAGAAAUCAGGACUUUACGUAAUAUUAAUAAAAUUUUAGCAAGAAAAUUGGCUAAAACAGAACGAAUAGCACAGUUGCUUCAAAUACAGCUUAAAUUUUAUGACAAAACAAAUGACGCUAAAUUUGCGUGCAGGUUGGCUGAUGUCAUCGAUCAGCUGAAAUUAGUACCACCCGACGAUCGAUUUCGUGAUGAAGCUUUAGAGGUUUUGAAUUCUGCGAGUCCAUCCAUUGGCGCUAACGAUGAAAAGUCUGUAUUUUUGAAUAAUUUAUUGAAAGAAAUUGAGUACGACAAAUCAGCGCUUUUAAAUUCCGGAACUUUGCGAAAAUGCUAUGAACGAUUAGUUGAAUAUGCUCGUAGACAUCCACCCGUUCUUAUGGAACUACAGAAUCAGAUAAAUGAAAUCACAUCACUGGAAGCAAAUUUGAUGCUAUAUCGUGAACAAUUGGCAAUGAAAGAUGCGCGACUUCGGCAACUUGAAGAAGAAAUUGGUAACGCUCAUCGAUGUAAUCAACAGCUAAAUGCAAAACUUGGUUCGAUGGUUACUACGAAUAAUGUCAAUUUUCUAAAUCAAGAAAAAGAACUCAAAAACAAGCAUAAUGCUUGA